Messenger RNA from Necator americanus (New World hookworm), 939 nucleotides. RefSeq lists its product as uncharacterized. The record is from RefSeq and is a predicted model, not a curated record. Gene Ontology annotation, cellular component: CCR4-NOT complex; P-body; CCR4-NOT core complex. The transcript is spliced from 8 exons. The coding region runs from base 1 to 939 and encodes 312 amino acids. NCBI's taxonomy places the organism in Eukaryota, Metazoa, Nematoda, Chromadorea, Rhabditida, Ancylostomatidae. Gene Ontology annotation, biological process: mRNA catabolic process; negative regulation of translation.
AUGAUACCAAUGAAUGAGAUGAUAACGCUUGCGUCACCAGAUGCCCGAGCUUCUCCUGCAACACAAGCUCAGCAAGCUGCGCAACCAUCCGCGCCUGGUAUGCAAGUGGACAGGGAGGAGAUUUUGCAAUGGAUCUUAGACUUGAAGGACUGCAACAAGCGCGAAAAUGCGCUCUUAGAGUUGAGCAAAAAGAGAGAUAGCGUUCCAGAGCUGCCGAUUUGGUUGUGGUACUCGUUUGGCACUAUGGCCGCUCUUUUACAAGAGGUUAUUGCUAUUUAUCCAGCUAUCAUGCCAGCGAAUUUGACGGCAUCCCAAUCGAAUCGCGUCUGUAAUGCUUUGGCGUUGAUGCAGUGCGUUGCCAGUCAUAAAGAUACAAGAGGACCAUUUCUACAAGCACACAUACCUCUAUAUCUCUACCCAUUUUUGCACACAACGAAAACUUCUCGAUCGUUCGAAUAUUUACGCUUGACAUCAUUAGGAGUGAUUGGUGCAUUAGUUAAGACCGACGAGAAAGAGGUGAUUUCUUUUCUCCUCUCAACGGAAAUAAUCCCUCUGUGCCUUCGCAUUAUGGAGCAGGGAACGGAAUUGUCUAAAACUGUUGCAACGUUUAUUCUUCAAAAAAUUCUCCUCGACGAUACUGGAUUGUCAUACAUUUGUCAGACCUAUGAACGUUUUAGCCAUGUAGCCAUGAUUCUUGGCAAAAUGGUAAUGAAACUAUCUCGCGAUCCUUCAUCUCGACUACUCAAACAUGUCAUUCGUUGUUAUAGUCGCCUUAGUGAUAAUCCACGUGCUCAGCAAGCUUUGCGCCAGUGUUUGCCGGAUCAACUCAAGGACGAAACUUUUAAGAACAUUCUUGAUGAGGAUAAGUCUAGUCGUCAUUGGCUCAGAUCCCUUAUGAAUAAUCUCGAUAUCCAUUGUCCUGCUGCAGAGGCUGACUGA